UAUGCGCUGAACCAAAACACUAUGAUCGAUUAGUCGCAAACGAUUCGCACGAGUAUGCGGCCGGCAGUAUCUUUGGAAAUCGAAAAGGUUUCGAAGAAUGCAUGAUUGUUGAACUCUGGAACGACUUAUACUGCGUAGAGGAGUGUGACACCGAGGCGCUACACGAACAGGGGCUGCUCAACCCUGAAGACGACUUUGGUGACAACCCAGAGUACAUGAACGCGAAGAAGCUGUGGUGGGAGCAGAAAAUGGGCAUCCGCGGCAUUGAAGCCAUUGCCCGGUACCACGUGGGGCACGUUCGCUCACGGCGACGCCUUCAUCGAGCUGCAUACUUUUUGAUCGAGGAAGACGAUGCCACUCUCAAUUACAACUCGCCAGAAUACUUAGCAUCGCGUGCUGAACCCGAGGAUGUUCAUAAAGAAUAUCAAUUUUACAACGAACUUCAUGACAGCCCAGUGGAUUGGACGGCGAAGUCUGGAUGCUGGAUUCGGCUGUGGCGCCUCUCGGUGACCGAAAUCAUCCCGCACAACGACUUCGACGAGGGAUAUAGUGAGGCAUACGACGCGCUCGUGGAGUAUCAAGACAGCCGCGAACCAGGCUGUGAAGCACACGAAGAACCAGAAGAGUUUGCACGCCCACUACUCACGGGGCGCUGUGUUCCUACUCUGGCUACACUGGAGCGGAAUCGCCGCGAUUCGUAUGUUCAGCUGAAGAGCAUGACUUCUACUGUUGGCGUAGAUCUAGGGGAUCAUCAUAUACCCGGCAGCAUUCCUGCGGCUUACCGGAUGGUCAAAGACAACGCUUCUGUGUCGAACUCCGCAGAUCGUUCGUCAGGUAGACUCAUAAAGCAUACCGGGGCAGUUCGCGAUGAUGAGGUUGUCAAUCCGACUGGUGCAGUAGCCAAUGCGCCUUCUCCGAAAUUCUUUAAGGCGUUCUUGGAGAAGAAGGCAUUUGGACGUGCUGUUAACUCCAGCAUCCAAGUUCCGCCUGGCAUUCUUUCUGCCUCUCCCGCAGUUGGGAUCGAUAUACCUGAUCGAGAUCCAGAUAAUCUCUGUAACUUGAUACAACAGAAUGCACCUGGUCCUGUCCCUAUUGAGGGACGCGUCUGGGUGGGCUUAUCGAACCCUGAGGUGAGCUGUUACCAACAUCGCGAACAGCAGGAUACUACCAUUCGUGACCAUAUGGCUCUGUCUCGACCGAGGAAUGAUGCCGAGAACCAAUUGAUGGGUCUACUGCAUCUGCCCGUUAGCAAGGCUGACUCCAUGCAUCGUCCUCGAAGGGAAUGAAGAGUAUCCGCCGGCACUGGUGCACACGCGCGCGGACCUGAGUCAUUGCACUUUUCAUGCACAAGCUGUACCCGAGUAAGACCGUGGGAGGCCUGGGCGAAGACUGGGAGGGUUGGCAGCUGUCGGUGCUGAGCUCGUAACGAGUAGGGUUCGGAGCUGGACGUUCUUAGACAGGCUGAGCUCUGCAUCAAGUAAGAUCAGGCACCGCGAGAUGUUUACUAUGUUGGAUGAGCAUUUAAGCGCCUAGUUAGAUUGAGGAGAGAGGAGGUGUGACAGUGUAGUGGAUAACGCGAUUGAGACGGGUUGAAUGGAUAUCGCGAAGACUUGCGCAUGUUAUGCAACACAAAACUAAAGUUAUGUUUGCUGAGGGAGUUGUGGCGCUGUAGU
Messenger RNA from Alternaria rosae, 1673 nucleotides. RefSeq lists its product as uncharacterized. NCBI's taxonomy places the organism in Eukaryota, Fungi, Ascomycota, Dothideomycetes, Pleosporales, Pleosporaceae. The record is from RefSeq and is a predicted model, not a curated record. The transcript has a single exon. The coding region runs from base 102 to 1286 and encodes 394 amino acids.